UGCACUGCUCAUAGCAAACGACGUCGUAGUAUUUGGCAAGUCUAGGUAAUCGUUAACGAUGCGUCGCUCUCUCACGUCCAGUCACUGCAGCCGACGAGCCGGCGAUCAACAUCUCUACGUUCUUAAUUCUUUGCGUUCCUAAUUCCAACAUUACCAGCGGAUCACAGAUAAUAUAUGAUGCAGCGUUUAUCAACAAGAGUCUCUUCAAGGAUGGUGUUGUCCUCCAUGGCAACUCUGUUUGGCAAUGCUUGGUGUUCUUCUUUCCUCCCAAAACAGUCUUUCAGUACCUCGUCACUGCGAGGAGGGCUCCAGAAAUUGCAAAAACAAUCUAUUCCAGGUGAUUCAUUGAAGUGGGGUUCGCUCGGUUUCUGUCGAACAUCGAAAUUUGCUACUGGUUUCACACCAUUGCAACUUAAGCCGUUGGAUUCGAUUAUUGACAUUGAGAGGGCAAAGACUCAAUCAGCUGAGGAUCUUGCUUCCAUUUGGGAUGAUGCCGAACUGGAAGCAUAUUUUAUUAUUUAUAGCUGCUCUACUUUUCAUCAUCGCACAUUCAUGUAUCACUUGGGAAGAGGUCACAUUGGUACUUCCAUGAAAGCAAAAUUGUAUCAUUUGUUGGAGCACAGAGCGGCAACUUGCCGGUACUUCGUCAUUCCUUUGUGGAGAGGAAGUGGUUAUACAACAAUGUUUGCUCAAGUACAGAUGCCACACAUGCUUUUCACCGGUCUUGAAGAUUACAAAGCAAGAGGAACCCAAGCUGCUCCCUAUUUCACUGUUUCUUACCACACAGAAUUUGCAGAAAGCCAUGACUUGGUGCUUGCUAGGGGUGACAUUGUGUUCACGAGCAAGCUCAGUGACAUAGAGGCAAAAUGGCUAUUGGAGACUAUGCAAUCUUUCUACUUGAAUGAUGUUAGGUACAAGCUGGUAGAACGGUUCAACAGAGAGGCACGCGAAUUUGAGUUUGAGGACGUUUUACGAAUGUUGGAUAUGCCCAUCUUGUAGUUUUUCCAAGUAUUGAAACUUUUGGCUUUGUCUGCAGCACUACAAUUGCAGCAGAGGCAGUCUGCAUGGGAGUUUCAUCCUUUAAUCUUUCAAAUAGACAAGUGAAGACUGAUUUUUUUUAAGAAACUUUUGGUCCAGAAUUUUUUUUCCCCCUGAAACUUGGUUCAAGAAGAUGUAAUGUUUGAAACUUUGGUUAUGAUACAUCAAAUGGACAACUUUCUCUACCAAAGGCAAUGAAUUCUCAAU
This is a messenger RNA of Camellia sinensis, 1245 nucleotides long. Its product is annotated as ATP synthase F1 complex assembly factor. The record is from RefSeq and is a predicted model, not a curated record. Gene Ontology annotation, biological process: mitochondrial proton-transporting ATP synthase complex assembly. Lineage: Eukaryota; Viridiplantae; Streptophyta; Magnoliopsida; Ericales; Theaceae. Gene Ontology annotation, cellular component: mitochondrion.